AAAUAAGUUUGUUUGGAAAGGAAACUUUAUUUAGUACUGAAAAGCAUUUUUAUUUUCUUUAUAAUUAUAGGAUCAUGACACUAUAUAUAGACAAUACAUUUGGUUCCAAAGUUGCCCAGUUCAUGGUACUUGUUACAGAUGCUAAUUUGGAAAUUAGAGAUAAUCAUACAAUAUCAAAUGUUGCUCUUCCUGCCAUUGAAUUGUCAAGAGUGAAUAAUUUACUGGCAUCUGGAUUGUGUCAUGUUACACGACAAAUUGUGAAAGAUGCAAUAAACAGUGAAAGGGAUAAAAAUAAAAAGAAUUGUUUAGAAUCUUACUUGGGUUACAAACAAAAUUGCCUGAAAGCCUGUGCAGCAGUCAGUAGCUGGACAAAAUUUUGCGAAGUUGAUUUUCCCAUUGCUGUGAAAAAGCUGAAGAAACAAUUAGUUGAUGUUGAGGCACAUAUCACAUUACCAGAUGCAUUUGUGAAGCUAGAGAAAGAAUUUUUAGUUAUUAAAAAGACACCUAAUGUGACGAAGUAUUUUUCGGGUAGAAAGAAGGAUUUAUAUAGCAUUCGUGAUAAUGUAAAGUUGAGUUGUGAAAAUACAUUUCACUCGUUACAUAGUGUUGUGGCUGCGCUUGGAUUAAAAACUGUGUGUACUUGUAAAUCAAGCAAUAAGUUAUUAGAAAACAUAAAUGAUGAGAUGUUGAAUAUAAAGUCGAACGAGGACAUUAACUGGCCCUAUUUAUGUGGACUAACAAUAACAAUAGCAGAUCUCAUAAUAUUUGCUGUCAUGUGGGAGUUUUUAUUUGUUAUGUUACCAUGCUCAGCAUCCCUUGAACAGUUCUUCAAGAAACUACCUCAGACAUAUAAAUGGUUUCUUAGAUGUGCGUCUCAUCCGGGAGUGUUACCUGCUGCGUGCAACGUGUAUAAACUUCGAGAGACGUCCUGUGCGUGUUCGAACAGUGUGAAGUGCUUCUCGUUUCCAAAUGGUCACGAAAUACUCAAACACGUUUCAUUCGAAGAGAAAGCUUCCAAUCCAAAGCAAAUGCAUAUUAAAAUAACGAAAAGCCUUCCUCGGAUACUCGACACACUACAAUACCAUAAAAUAAACCCAUCUUUUAAUAACGAUGAACCGUUCACUUCAAUACCAUGGGAGAAACUGCCAUCCGGAGUAAAUCCUGCUGAAGGAGAAUUAAAAGAACAACGUGCUCUGCGCAAACGACAACAGAUUGAAAACAUGGCGUCUCGAGUUCUUCCACAAAUAAGGAGUGGUGACGAGGUUGUCGAUUUUUGCGCUGGAGGAGGACAUCUUGGUAUUGUCAUCGCUUUUUUAAGACCAGCUUGUCACGUAACGCUUUUGGAAAACAAGGAAGAAUCGAUCGAUCGAGCUCUGUCAAGAAUUAGGAAGUUAAGUCUCACAAAUAUAUCGGUGGUGUUGUCAAACUUAGAAUAUUUUUGCGGGAACUUCAAUGUUGGUGUAACUUUACAUGCAUGUGGGUCUGCCACAGAUUUAGUGCUGGCGAAAUGCUUAAAAAUGAGAGCAUCUUUUGUUGUGUGUCCCUGUUGUUAUGGGAGUAUUCGACCAACGGAAAAUAUUACGUAUCCGAAAAGCAAGAAAUAUCAAUGUUUGGAGGAGGACGAUUAUUUUCUGCUCGCGCGCUCAGCGGACCAGACGUCAUCAAAUUUUGACAGCGACUACAGCAAGCAAGGGAAGAACAGUAUGUUGUUAAUAGAUCAUGAUAGGAUGAUGCACGCUGUGGAGGAGAGCAGAUAUGACACUCGUAUUUAUUCCAUGAUACCUGAAACAUGCUCUCCGAAGAAUAACUUACUUGUGGGAAGCAUACUAAAGAACAGCGAGCUAUAACAGAGUUGUUAGAACUUCUACCUAUUGUUGUGUAGUACCGUGGUGUGCAUUGAAUACCAAAUCAACCGUCAAUUAAAAUUUGUAUGCUGUCGAAGAUUUAUCUUUGCUGCUAAAGUUAGUUUUCGUUUUCUAUAAUAUUUCAACGAAAACGAAUUUUGAAGAAAAGUUGGAAAAUUAAUAGUUUCCUUACUAGCCA
Messenger RNA from Hydractinia symbiolongicarpus, 2043 nucleotides. Its product is annotated as glutathione S-transferase C-terminal domain-containing protein-like. The transcript is spliced from 8 exons. NCBI's taxonomy places the organism in Eukaryota, Metazoa, Cnidaria, Hydrozoa, Anthoathecata, Hydractiniidae. The record is from RefSeq and is a predicted model, not a curated record. Bases 75 to 1847 code for a protein of 590 amino acids.